Messenger RNA from Anolis carolinensis (green anole), 816 nucleotides. It is a transcript of the gene lyrm4, whose product is annotated as LYR motif containing 4. The record is from RefSeq and is a predicted model, not a curated record. Bases 56 to 445 code for a protein of 129 amino acids. The transcript has 4 exons. Gene Ontology annotation, cellular component: L-cysteine desulfurase complex; mitochondrion. Gene Ontology annotation, biological process: iron-sulfur cluster assembly. NCBI's taxonomy places the organism in Eukaryota, Metazoa, Chordata, Lepidosauria, Squamata, Anolidae.
AGGGAGGGCCUAAGCGAGCGCCGGGACCUCGAGGCGGCCUCCGUGUGUUGACAACAUGGCCGCGGCCCGGCGGACUCAAGCGCUGCGCCUCUACCGGGCCCUGCUGAGGGAAAGCCAGGCCUUCGCCUCCUACGGGUACAGGACCUAUGCCAUCAGAAGAAUAAAAGAUGCUUUCAGAGAAAACAAAAACAUCAGUGAUUCAACAGAAAUUGAAACACUACUAAACAAAGCAAAAACUAAUCUGGAAAUCAUACGCCGACAGAGAAUAGAGAAGAAGAAAUGGUUUAUUGUUGUGGAAACAAGCCUAGGUGAGCCUCAAGUUUGGGGACUGCUGUUGGAUCACACACCUUCAUUUCCAUUUUCAGUUAACAUGUUCAGCAUUGUAUCUGAACUCAGACAACUCUGGUAUUCAUUGGCCAACUCUAUUCAGCAGAGAAGCUUGUAAUUGAACACGAACAAAAAGUCUGAUACAAGAUGAAGGCCUCUUCUGGGAGCCCUAGUGGACCAGCUUCAGUAUUGUAUAACACACGCACAGAUUUUUACUUGAACACAUUGUUUGAGUUAUCUUAUUUCUCUUCUUAUAGAAUAUACGUAAGACUUAACACUGUGUUCUGUCUUAACAGUGUACACUGCAUAAAAUAUUAAAAGCAUGCUUUCUAUGUAUUGGUAAGAUGAAUACAUUUUGUUGUGGCUGAAUGUCACUGUCAGCUGAUAUUAUCAAACAACUAGUUUUCUUGACAGUAAAAUUCCAUAAGCUAAUGCGUUUGCUUGCUUCCUGGAUGAACAACAGUUAAAUAAACAGUUGUUGCAAAUAGA